CCCUGCAGGUGACGGCGACCCCGACGCCCUGGACCCUGAGGAGACGACGGCGGGUCCAGCUUCCAGCGAAAGGAGGGGAGACGUUGCUCCUCGCUCUGAAGAAAGGAAAAGCAGCGUCCAGCAGCCGCCCUCUGAGGAGGGAGAGAAGCUGAAGGACUGCGUGGCGGAGGGCCUGGGCCUGUCUCUGGCUUUGCCUCACAGGAGCCCCAGAGGCCGCGGCCUGGCGUCCCGGAGAGCUGCUUGUUGUCGGUGCCGCCCCACGGCUCACUCAGCUGUGGACACUCGGUGUCUCGGACACCUCUGAGGGACCAGUAAUGGCCGUCACUGCUGGCCAGCACUCCUGGUGACCGGUGGCGGCCAUCACUGACGUCAUCUGGACAAGGCAGCCAGACUUGCGGAAGGGCCGUCCGCACUCCCAGGUGCCUGCGGGAACCUCACACGGGAACAGGCAGGAUCUGCAGGGGGCGUCAUGGAGUCGGGCCUGGGGGCCUCUCCCAGCAGGUUCCUGGGGCACAACUGGACACAGGUGGAAGUGUUCAUCCUGCAGGGCUUCUCCGAGCACCCCAAGCUGCGGCUGCCCCUGCUGGGCUGCUUCCUGGCCCUGUACACCCUGGCACUGGCAGGCAACACCAUCAUUCUUGUGCUGAUCAGCUGCAGCGCCAGCCUGCACAGCCCCAUGUACUUCUUCCUGUUCAACCUGGCCUCCAUGGACGUCAUCUGCACCUCGUCUGUGGUGCCCAAGACACUGGUGGGCCUGGUGUCAGAGACGGAGAACACCAUCUCCUUCCAGGGGUGCAUGGCCCAGCUCUUCUUCCUCGUCUGGUCAGCGUCUGCAGAGCUACUGCUGCUCACGGUCAUGGCCUAUGACCGCUACGUGGCCAUCUGCCACCCGCUGCACUACAGCUCCAUCAUGAGCCCACGGCUGUGUGGGGUAAUGGCCACGGCCGUCUGGACCAUCUGUGCCAUCAAUGCUUCUAUAAAUACCGGGCUGAUGGCGCGGCUGAACUUCUGUGGCCCCAACCUCAUCACACACUUCUUCUGCGAGAUCCCCCCGCUGCUCCUGCUCUCCUGCAGCCCCACCCUCAUCAACAGCAUCAUGACAGUCCUGGCCGACGCCUUCUAUGGGGUCAUCAACUUCAUGUUCACGCUGGGGUCCUACGGCUUCAUCAUCACCAGCAUCCUGCGCAUCCGCUCGGCUGAGGGCAAGCGGCGAGCCUUCUCCACCUGCUCCUCCCACCUGCUGGUGGUCUCCUUCUACUACUCAGCCGUGUUCUGUGCUUACAUCAGCCCAGCCUCCAGCUAUGAUUCCAAGAGAAGUAAAGUGUUUGCAGUAAUGUACACGAUGCUGGGCCCUGCCCUGAACCCCCUCAUCUACUCUCUGCGGAACGCUGAGGUCAAGCAGGCCCUGAGGAGACUCCUUAUCCUCUGCAGACGCUAAGGCCAUGUGCAAGCCCUUCUGCUGGUGGAUAUCCCUCCCGCCCCGGGUCUCCCUGAGACCAGGCUUAUAGAUUGAGACUGGCCAGCACCCUCUCUCCAGCCUAGCUUGGGUGCAGGCCAUGCUAGCUGAGCCAGGACACCUGGACACCCAGGAAGCCUCAGUGGGACCCAUUGCCCCAGGUGGGUAGGUGCUCUUGUACCUGCGACAGCAGUCAUCAACCUUGCUGGCCCUUGAACUUCACCCUAUGGGUCCCUCCAUCUUCUCAGCACUAGGACCUCCCAUGCACCCCAGCUCCAUCUGCACCCCCAUGGUACACCCUAUUGCCCCUACCACACUGGUCCUUUAUGGUGGCCCACUGUUUCUCAAUUUCUUGUAGGCCACACACCCCAGGGCUGGUCAUCUCCCAAACAUGCCCCACCUGGGCCUUGUGCCCUCACAGCCAGUGGGCUGAUGGGCUUGCAGCCUUUAUCCCAGUGGACGAUUCAUUGUCUGUCUGGGACAGCUUUCUCUUGGACCCUGUUGAGUUGUGUUCUCACAUUCUGGUCUUAUGUUGGUGUUUCCUGGGGAAAAACAGUCCUGCCCAGAAGUUCCUUUGAGCAUGUCUGCGGGGAGAGUGGGGCGGGUCUGGUACCACAUUUUGAGGUUGAACCAGGAGUGGGUGGGCCUCUUAUGGGCUCAUGUGUGGAGCCCUUGGAUAACUGGCUGAUGGGUGUGGGUCACUUCCACUGGCUGGGAAAGGGUACACACUGUCCAGUGCUAUCUGGGGCCAAGCAGCAUCCUUCCCAACAAAGGUGUCAUCUGGACAUGUGGGGUGACCACACCCAAUCUCUUCUGAUGAACUGUGUGCUCGUCACUAAGUUGUCCGAUCCACUGUCAGGAGUGUCAAAUGUGGGCACGCAGUAUCCGAGGGCUCUGAGAUGCACCAUGAAGAGGCAGCAGUCCUGCUCCUGGAGCUCUGGGUGUGGUGGGGAAGCCAUAGGAAGACAGAGCUUCUCAAGGAACAGGUGACAGACACACCCCCGCUGAGUCCCAGCCCUUCCGUUCUGCAGUCUCUUACACAUCCUGUGAUGCUCCCAGGCCUCGUUCUUCAGUUGCAGCCUUUUCUUCUCCACCUGCCAAAGGGCAGGAAGUUACAGCCAGGCCUUCAUGAGGGGAGUGUCUUACUCCAAACCACAGGUGAUACAAAAGCCAGAGGGAGGUGCCUCAGGUCCCCAUGUUCUUCCAGGUCCCGGUUGUCCCCUUCUUUCUACCCCAAACCACCCCAUUCCAUGGUUGGUUACUCAAGCUUGAGCUUCAUAGACUCUUUGUCUUCACCGGGAAAGGCUCCUAACCAGAGACAAACCCAUUCAAGCAAUUUUUGUGAAAUUAAUAAAAAUAUUGUAUGUCUACUGUUUAGUUUUUUAUCUAUUUUAUGUGAGACAUUGAUUUCCAAUGUUUUUUAUUGAAUUUUCCAUUUUCCUUUAUUUUAUCAAUUUUUGCUCUCUGUAUUUUGGUGUGUGUUAUUGGUUGCAUAUAUAUUUAUAAUUGAUAUGUUUUCCUGGUGGUUUGACACUUAUUGUUACAAUGUUUUUCUUUAUAUCUUUUUAUUUAAAGAUUAAUAUUAUUUAUUUAUAUAUACACAAGAACUGGGGUCUAGGUCAGGGGUGCAGGUUGUGGAGGUGAGAGGAUUCACCAGAGACAGAGUGGGGAACAAAUAGGCAGAUUUACUGAAAUACUCUGCUGAGGGUAGCAGUGGGUGUGACAGGAGAGGUCUGCUGCUCCAUAAGUGAGUCAGCUCCCUGGUUGGGGAUCGAAUUCAUGCCUCAGUGGCUGGCAAUAGCUUGAUAGUGCUGAGACUUAACCCCUGAGCCACCAGGGUGGCCCCUGUUCCAUUAUAUCUUUAUUGAUAAUACUUGUUUUAUAGUCAACUAUGUCUGCUGUUAGUAUAGCUGUUCCAGCUUUUUUGGUUGCUCUUUACAUAGUUUAUAUUUUUCCAUCUAUGUUAUUUUAAUCUGUAUCUUUGAUUUACGUGUGUCUUGAAGACAGCGUAUCAUUGCACCUUGAUUUUCAAACUCAGGUAGAAAUUACCUUAGAUUGAAUUUGUUUACUCCAUUGACAUUUAAUGCUAACAUUGAUACAGUGGAAUUUAUGUCUUCAAUAUUAAUUUCUGUGUUGUAUAUUUCCCAUGCUUUUAUUUUCUUCUAUUCUUCCAGUUUUAUUACCUGGAUAUUUUUAAUGUAUAAUUUUAAUUUCUUUAAAGUUUUUCAACUGUAUUGAAUUAUUUCCUUUGUAGUUGCUUUAGGGCUUUCCAUAUACUUUAUAAUGAUGAAAAUCAGCUUCAUAUUUGUGCUAAAUUAACUUUAGUAAGUUAUUGAGGCAUUCUCUAGUAGCUCUAGUUCUCUCCCCUGUUUUAUGUUAUAUGUAUAGGUUUUAUAUAUAUGUGAUUGUAAUAUAUAUAUAUAACACUUCCAUAAAUGUUGUAAUCCCAAGAAUUUAUAAUUGUUAACUUAUAUAAUUUUAUAUCCCUAAAUGAGUGUUCGAGAGGAUGGGUUAAAUAUCUUUAACUCUUGCUAUUUUGGCCACCUUAUUUUUCAUGUGAAUAUUGUAUUUGCUUUUGUGAAUUUGAGUUAACAUCUGGAAUAAAUUCAUUAGCCCAGAAUAACAUUGCUCCCUCCCAUUUCCUUUGUUUUCU
Talpa occidentalis (Iberian mole) is the source of this 4109-nucleotide messenger RNA. RefSeq names its product olfactory receptor 13A1-like. NCBI's taxonomy places the organism in Eukaryota, Metazoa, Chordata, Mammalia, Eulipotyphla, Talpidae. Bases 470 to 1438 code for a protein of 322 amino acids. The transcript has 3 exons. Gene Ontology annotation, cellular component: membrane. The record is from RefSeq and is a predicted model, not a curated record. Gene Ontology annotation, biological process: G protein-coupled receptor signaling pathway. Gene Ontology annotation, molecular function: G protein-coupled receptor activity; olfactory receptor activity.